Molecule: messenger RNA, 5390 nt
Organism: Hypomesus transpacificus
Lineage: Eukaryota; Metazoa; Chordata; Actinopteri; Osmeriformes; Osmeridae
Gene: hmga2
Product: high mobility group AT-hook 2
Exons: 5
Coding region: 930-1265 (111 amino acids)
Biological process (GO): regulation of DNA-templated transcription
Cellular component (GO): chromatin; nucleus
Molecular function (GO): DNA binding; transcription coregulator activity
Source: RefSeq, a predicted model, not a curated record
AAUUGUAUGAUUCUGCAUAUGAAUCCCAAAACAUUCUAACUUGCCAUCAUUACAUAAUUAGAUAAAUCAAACCAUGCAGUGCAAAAUCCUACAAAAAUAUUAUUAUAGUUCAUAAACUCAAUAAAUUACAAGCUCAAAUCACAAUUGUGGGCGCAUUCUCCUGCAGUCUAUUAUGAAAUGCGCGCUUUCCACUCUGUCUCUUUAAAGUCACUGGAUUGUAGCCAGUAACAUGAAUGGUGCUGGACACGUGAGUUUGUCUCAAUGUGGUCUCUCCUCUUAGCGCCGCAGAAUUUCUCAUGUUUUCUCUGGCGGCGGUCCAGUUUUUUUCUGUCUUGCUCCCCCCCACCCCCCACCCUUGUGUUAUCCACCCACGGGAGAGGUGAUUUUUUUUUUUUACCUCAUCCUCAUUCAGAGUAGACUGGUUUCGUGUGGGCUGAAGAGAUGCAUUUAUAAUGCACACCGUGUUUUAGCCGUGAAAAAAUCGUGCCCGGGUAUAGCUUAAUCGGGAAACGUAGUCCUUGCGAUUUGUCAGUCAAUCGCGGCGCGUGGAUUUGACAGUGCACUGUCACUGUUCUCUUCAAUGGUGUCCUGCUCAUUUGUACCGACAACACCGAAUUUCCAAUUGAUCACUGGCUUAUUUGACCACUAAAGCCACCCCCACCCACUUCGACAGAGGAGGCAUUUUUCUGAACCAAAACUAAAGAGGACAACAGUGCAUCUCUUAAUAGCCUACAGUCAAACAUCACCGUUUCUUCCUUUUUUUCCCCCCCUUUUCAUUUCUGAGCAUCACUAAUUUCCUCAAUUUACUUUGAGAAAAGACGAUCCUUGCAUUACAACAGAGGAUCCCCCCUCUCGUGAUCCGCACCAGGACGUCCGGACUGUGAUCUAUACUAGAAGGUGCAGGAGAUUACAUUUUGGUACAAGUAACAAUGAGUGCACGCGGUGAAGAAGCCGGCGAAACUUCAGGGACCCAGGAGCCACCAGCAACAUCAGAAGCAACAGAGCCUCCGAAGCGGAAACCGGGCAGACCGAGGAAGCCUCAGAAAGAGCCCACCGGAGAGCCUGUCCCCAAACGACCGAGGGGGCGCCCGAAAGGAAGCAAGAACAAGGGUCCUUCCAAGGCGGUGCAGAAGACGGCUGAGGCUACUGGGGAGAAGAGACCUCGAGGGCGACCUAGGAAAUGGCCACAGCAAGUGGUCCAGAAAAAGCCUGCUCAGGAAGAAGAAGAAGAGGAGGAGGUGGAGGAGUCGGAAGAGGAUGACUAACCGACCGCAGCAUAGAACCUCUACCUCAUUCACCUGUCAGGUCUUUCCAAGGGAAAAGACUGCCUUGACCACUUAUUUUUGGACUUUUAUGGCCUUUCCACAUAUAUUUCAUUGGGUUUCAUUUACGAUCAUUUCAUCCUUGUACACGAUGUUUUCGCCGUUUCGAUACCGGGAACCACCCGUAUUCCACAUGGGCGUGAGCCCCCAAAAAGAAAAAAGGAAAGCUAUGACACAGCACCGUUGUUGCGACAACACGUUUUUUCACACCGCUGUAAGCACAGAGGUGCAGUGGUUUAACACCCAGAUAGUACAACUGCGGUUGAUCCCUCCCAACCUAACCCUCAUGAUUGCCUGAGUCGACUGAUUCUCCAGGCAUCGACGGCGAAAAAAGCAACUUAAACAGUCUGGUUUUAUUGUUCUAAGAUUCACUACGAAGGGCUGCAGCUUCUAUGUAUCGGGCAUAGGAUCCAAAACAGAUACAGUCACCCACACACCCCCUACCUGUCCACGCACAUCCAUUCACUACCCCACAAGUCCCAUAUAAGACCACCAAAGACAGGGAAACAGAAAGCUCUCGCCUCAGGUCAUUGUUUUAUCCAUCAGGUCUUGUCGAGAAUUGGCUUUUGGCAUUGCUAAAGUCCAGAUUUCAAUUCAAUUCAGUUGAGAUUCGUGGGCUUUGCUAUGAUAUAAUUUCCCUAGUUUAGAUUUGCUAUGAUAUGAGUUUCACAGACAACCAUUUGUAGAUAACCAUUAUCAAAUGUAAGCAUUGCUUUUGACAUUAGCAAGACUUUUAUGGUGUUGAAUCACCGGUAUGAAUCACCAUGCAUAUGACAACUAAGCUUUAAUGUUUGCUAUUGUUCACCUCAUAUGAUAUAAGAAUCUUAUCAGAGGUAAUAUAAGAUUGGUUUUACAAUUCUCUUACAAAUGUUGUACCUAAUGUUCUGUUUUUUUUUCAAUUAGGUGAAUGAUAGAUAACAGGGGUAAAAAACACCCAUUGAUCAACUUGAAUGUCCAGUUGAUGCCUUAAGGAAGCAUUUCAAGGACAGCUUUAACCCUAAUGUGCUUAAAGCCAAAUUGCCUGAGUUGUGGUAGGUUUCGAGUGAUGUAAUAACUGUAUUUUAUAUAACAGUUGGAUAGCAUGACUGCUGGCUUCUCCUCCCUGUCUUUGGUGAACAAACAAACCAACCAUUGUGGAUGUAGAGAUAAUCACAACAUAUUUUAUAUCCUUAUAUAUUAUACAACCAAUACUGUCACACUGCAGCAAACUACUGUAUUCCACAUUCGUAUGGAUGGCAUCGGACUAGCCGACUCAUUUGUUUGUACAUAAUUCUGUCAUUUUGUGUCUUUUUUUUCUUCUUUUUCUUUUAAAACAUAGCUUUAAAUCAUGAAUCCCGUCAUUGACCCUAUUACAAAGGAAAUACUGUAUGUCACCUUGGUAUGUCUUACAAAACAAACCUCAAGAACAAAACCACAAGAACAAACCACACUUUACCUCAGAAUACACUUGAUACCUGUACGGCAGUGUGAGAUAGGAAGACUUGCCUCGCACUGGAACCCCAGGGAUCCUCGUUUAAGGGAUUCUAAGAAUCAUGAUGACAUGCAGGCACUUUUUCAGUCACUCAUGCAAUAUCUCCUCACCAUUUCAAACUACCUCUGAUUUCUGCAACCAGCUAACCAGCUCAUGAAAUUCACGCUGCUGCACACAAGACAAUGCAUGGGGAUAGCAGUGUGUACUGAUGAGUAAAAUGUCAAUACCAUAUCUUAUGAGUCAUAACAAUAUUCUUGUCAAGGUGAAACAGCUAUUUUCUGCAAAUGUUUUGUGUGAAUUGGGCAGGCAAUUUCCUGAAAUCAGUAGUCUGUUUAGUUUUUCCUAUGUAAUACUCAAACGCAGCUAAGGGAAUAAGUACUGUUUUGUCUUCUUCACAUUAACAUUAGAGUGUAUCUAACAAUUGUAACAGAACACUUUCAAUCUGUACAACUGGGACUCUUGUUAAAACAAAAAACGGUUAACUUGAAUAUAUAUUUUGUACUGAUUUACUCAAUGGUUUAUUAAGGAUCAAGUGCUUGUAUGACACGACAUGAUAUUAUUACGAAUGUUUUUUUGUUUGUUUUGUUUUUGCUCUGAAUUGUAGAUUAGUUUUUUUUCCUGAACUAUGUACUAACUAUAUAUGUACCUCAAACAGACUGAUGAAAAUGGACUAAUAAUCAAUUGACAAAUACCUACCUCCAGUCUUGAAAAGGAAUUAUUUUGCCGGGUUACUUUCAUUAUGAUUUUUGAUGAUAAUGUAUGAUGAAAUGAAAUCUUUAUUAGGACUGCAAAAGAUCCAUACUCAAAAGUAUUUUUGUAACAGUUUUCACUUCUGAACUAAGAACAUUUAGAUUUCACCCUGGGGAAGAAAUAGUCUUGAAAAAAUCUUGAAGACUUUCAGGUUUUGAAAUAGAUACAUGUAUGUUUGAGUUUUGUAUAUCGUAUUCAUGGGUUUGUUUUUUUUGAAAAAUUAGUAGAUAUUGAUAUACUUGAUUAGCUAUUUUGUGUACUUUACACAAAUGUGAUUUUCUUUUCUUGUUGAAUGGUUAAAACCAGAUGUAUGAGAAAAACUUCUUACGUAGUGAUGGAAUACACCAUUUUCCGCUUCUCUCCAUGGCAAACUUAACAUGGUAUCCUCAACUGGGCCUUAGUCAGCACCUCAGAGGGAGCUAGGUCUAAACUGUGAACAUCAUGCCCUCGCCAUUCACACUAGUAUGAUGAGCUAUUUUCACUUCAAUGUAUUUACCAUACCAAGGUUUGCAUCAUUUUACUUUAAACAUCUCACUGUAUUUGCUACUAUGGAGCCAGAGUGCUACGUCAUUUUCAUGUACUGAAACUGUCACAGGUAUCUUCUCUUUUCCUGGAUCCACCCAUAACAUGACAUCAUUUUCUUCUCAUGGGAAAUUUGACAAAUUGCCAAAAUAAGGUUUGUGUCUACCACAUGGUUUGGAAAGUUUUGCAUGUUUUCCGAGUGAAUACCUAUCAGUUGGGAGGGCCAUAAUCAAGUUAUUUACCCAGAUUCAAUGGCUACAUCACUUAAAUACACAAAGAAUGAGGACACCAGAAAAUAAACUGAAUGUUUACUCUGUCCUAGGUCUGUGUUAACGAGCUAAAACAAUAUAACAACAUAACAUUCACUCUAUAUUUGGUGCUUUCCUCAGAGCAGUAAAGCUGUUGAUAACUGACAAAGUCACAUCACUUUCCACCCCAAUAUCCAACUAUAAAAAAUAAAUUAACUACACUGGUGGAAAUAACUGCAUACCUGUGUUAGCUGGCAAAGGCAUGAUGUAGCUUUGAAAGCAUGGCUUUAAAACAGAUGGCUUUCAUGGCUGAGACCAACAUAGCCACAGCAUUUAAGUAAAGAACAUAAAAAAGGGCAAAAUGUUGUGGCGCACAUAGCUGACACUUAUCACUGAGGUAAUAGUCAUCUUGCAUUUUGGGAUCUUUAUGAACUUUGAAUUGUAUUUCAUAACCGUGUACUUGAGUUCAAAGGAUAAACACCAGCCGAUAUUUGCAUAUUUGACCUCAAUGUUGAUAUGAAUGUGUGUGGAAGCCACUGUUGUUGUGCUUUUAGCUCUGGGAGUCUUAAUGAAGUUCAUCUUGUAUCUUCAUGAUAACAUGUUCUAGUACAAUCGAAUACACAUUACUACCUCCAAAAGAGCCUCCUGUUACCUCAUUCUCAAACUUAAUAUCUGCUUCAAAUCCAGGUGGCCUAGAGAACAGGGAGAACAUCUAUACAUUUUUAUAUAUAUAGUUUAUUUUUGUGGGGGAUGAAUUUUAUGAGACUGUUCUUCUCUGCCUCUCCACCGUCAUUAGGUAAGACUGGACAUUUAACUUUAAAAAAUAUAUUUUCUUACAUUAUGCAAUGUUGCGUAGUUAUGUUAGCCGUGGGGUAGAGGUCUGGAGAGAAAAUAUAAUCGUUUUCUCAAUUGAACUCCUCCCUCUGUAUAAUUUCAAAUACCCUCUACAGUAUCUAACUUUUAUUGCUUUCUCUACCCACCUAGUAUUGCUGUCUUUGACUACACUUCAGAUUGCUCGCUUGAUAAAGCAAAAAAAAAUAUUUCUUUAUAGAUAUUCACAGCCUUAAUCAGCACAAU